UUUGCACAGGGAGUGGAGAUUUCAGAUGUCAAUUUCAGCGUUUCGCUCCACCGUGUUAGGUUGGAAAAGAUUUCUUUUUAACCUUCAGUAGGGACGGCAGUAAGAUGUGUGUUCGUUUGGAUUUGCGAAAUCAGUGGUUUCGGCUGAGUUUUGUUAUCAUUGUAUUCGACGAUGCUGAAUGUUAUCGAUAGAAUAGCGAGAAAUGUCGUUGAGCAAGAUCAAGUAUUAAACUGACUUACAACGAUCUGACUGAUGAGAGAAACAAGUGGGUCAAUGUACCAUACAUUUUACCAGAGUUAUGUUUAUAGCUUUUAAAGAUUCUCUACGGCAGAAUUAGGAAGUCCCGGUAAUUGUAAGGAAAUGAAUUGGAUUUUGGUCUUGGACUUCGUAGUACUUUGCUUCGUAACCUUUCAACGUAAGCUGAGAACUGUGGACGCAUAUGGGGACGAAGACGAUCGGAGAUGCGAUCCCAUCAAAAUAUCAAUGUGCCAGGAUUUGGGAUAUAAUGUGACUAAAAUGCCGAAUCCAGUGGGUCACGAGUUGCAAACAGACGCUGAGUUGCAGUUACAAACUUUUACACCUUUGAUUCAAUAUGGCUGUUCAAGUCAACUACAGUUUUUUCUGUGUUCCGUUUAUGUGCCGAUGUGCACGGAGAAAAUCGACAUCCCGAUCGGACCGUGUGGCAGUAUGUGCCAUUCUGUGAAGCGGAGAUGUGAACCUGUACUGAACGAAUUCGGUUUCAACUGGCCCGACGCUUUAAACUGCAGCAAAUUUCCACCACAGAACGAUCAUAACCACAUGUGCAUGGAAGGGCCUGGAGACGAAGACAUCCCCUAUCACACCAGCAAAACUUCCAUCUCAGCGGAAGAAGAGUGCCAAAAUAUGGGCAACGACUUGCACCAGUACAUCUGGGUCAAGAGAAGUCUUACUUGCGCCCUGAAGUGUGGCUACGAUGUCGGUUUGUACAGUAGAUCUGCCAAAGAAUUCACUGAUAUUUGGAUGGCAGUUUGGGCCAGUCUGUGUUUUUUAUCAACAGCUUUCACAGUCCUGACAUUCCUAAUCGAUUCUUCUCGAUUUUCAUACCCAGAACGCCCUAUCAUCUUUCUCAGUAUGUGCUACAACAUUUAUAGCAUUGCCUAUAUAGUUAGGCUCACAAUGGGCAGAGAACGUAUAUCUUGUGAUUUCGAGGACGCCGCUGAACCUGUGCUAAUUCAAGAAGGUCUCAAAAAUACUGGAUGUGCUAUUGUUUUCCUACUGAUGUACUUUUUUGGGAUGGCGAGCUCCAUCUGGUGGGUAAUCUUGACACUGACUUGGUUCUUAGCCGCUGGUCUCAAGUGGGGACACGAGGCAAUAGAGAUGCACAGUUCCUACUUCCACAUUGCAGCCUGGGCCAUCCCAGCGGUAAAAACCAUCGUCAUUCUGAUCAUGCGCCUAGUGGAUGCCGAUGAACUCACUGGGUUGUGCUAUGUUGGAAACCAGAACAUCGAUGCCAUCACUGGGUUUGUGGUAGCACCUUUAUUCACAUACCUAGUUAUAGGAACGUUGUUCAUUGCAGCUGGUCUUGUGGCUUUAUUCAAAAUUAGAUCUAAUCUUCAGAAAGAUGGGACCAAAACAGAUAAGCUUGAAAGGCUAAUGGUAAAAAUUGGGGUCUUUUCUGUUUUGUAUACAGUCCCAGCUACCUGUGUCAUUGCUUGUUAUUUUUAUGAGAUAUCAAACUGGAAUCGCUUUAAGCAUUCAGCGGAUGACUCGAAUACAGCAGUAGAGAUGUUAAAAAUAUUCAUGUCUUUAUUGGUGGGCAUCACUUCUGGCAUGUGGAUUUGGUCUGCAAAGACAUUACAUACUUGGCAAAAGUGUUCAAACAAACUUGUGAGUUCAGGACAAACAAAGCGAGAUAAACGUGGAGAUGCCUGGGUUAAACCAGCAAAAGGCAAUGAAACUGUUGUGUAAAUGUGUAAAAUGUUGCAGGAAGCAAAGAGCAAUGUCCCUUCUCUGGGUUUACAUAAGUUGCAUUUUGAAACAUUACAAAUGAAAUUUGUCUUUUUUGUCAUAUUGUGCAGCAUUUUUAGAAAGUUCAGAGUACAUUAAGAAUCUCCUAAAGUGCCUAAGAACAUCGAUUCAUAAUUUUAGGAAAAUUUUAAAGUAACACUAAUGAAAAUAUUUCCUAAUUCUACAACCUCAAAGGGUGUAACUACUUGGUCCAAGACUUGAUCAUGCUUUCAAAGUUUAAUAUUGUAUAUAUUAGGUGAUGAAUUUGAACUUGUGAAACACAAAAUGUAAGCCAAAAGGAGGAUUUACAAGAAGCUUUAGACAAACAAUGACAUGCUCUUUAAACAUUGCAGUGUCUACAUGGAUACACUUCAGUUAAAGAGUCCCACUACCAUUUACAUCGAUGGUAAUUAUUGUACACUGGAAAUAUAGACCAAAAUAUGAUUGAAUACAACCAACAGUCUAGCAUUGUGCACUAUACCCAAUCCUUGCAUGUAUUGAAAUGGACCGUUACUUGCUAACACCUCUGUACAAUAAGUCUGCCUUGUUGCUUUAUAUGUGCAUUAAAAGUUGUUUAAAAGCACUAUAAACACAACAGGCAGAUGUUUGUGUAUAAAUGUUGGUCAAUGAAUGCCCAAGUGUUUAAAAUCCUCAGUGCCUUAUAUGUGCAGAAUGACUACAAAGUCUUUCAUUCAUGGCAAAAUUAAUGAAAGAUGUUUCCUGCCUUUUACCAUAAAUGCCUGUACAAAGAUCAAUCAUGAUUAAUAUUUUGAGGAUUGUUAGCAUUGUGCCUAUAAAAGUAAAGCUAUGAAGUGACUAUUAAGGACUUAGUAAUCUAAUAAUGGUACACGUACAAUACAAAAAUCUUUGACAAUGGAAAUCCACAAAUUAAAACUGUACUGGAAAUACUGCACCAUCACAAUACCAAGGAAAACGAAUUGGAUUUUAGUGGGAAACCAUUAGCUUGAAUUGUCAUAAUUUGUUUCUCAUUAGUUUUAUGUUACCAGCUUUCUGCAUUUGAUACAAUUCCAUACAUUUGAAUGGAAGCAAAGUAAAACCAGGAAGAGUCUUUUCUAUUACAUGGGAGAGGAACAAUAUGCAUCUUGGUAUGGCUUGAAUAAGUUUAAUGUUGCUUAUUACCUUUUUACAUAAUGCCUAAUCCCAGUAAAUCUGCAUUGGUUUCUAUCUGUCUAUAAAUAUUCAGAGUUGAAUGUCCCAUCAUUUGACAUAAAUAAAUGGUAUGUGUUGUUAUUGCCAGUUUAUUUUGAAAAUACCUUGAAAAGUUACCAUUCAAGGAUUUGACCAGACUGAAAAGUAGAAAAUCAAAUCUACUAUGUAGAGGGAAUCAAGAAAAUUAUCUUCUAUUGAUUAAAAUCAGAAAAGGCGAUUCAAAUGGAGUUUUACUGAAUUUUUAUUGUAUUUUAACUCUAUGGGCUGACUACAGUCAAUUUUGAAUCUGAUUUGUUUGUUUUUAUCCUUGGACAAUGAUCUUACAAGAAAUAAGUGAAAUACUGCUUCACUAUAAUUGUGCAGUAUUUUCAAAGGAGAACAAUACUCUUUGGAAGUGUUAGUUACUUAUUACUGUGUAUCUACAGUACAUCUCCAACUCACAAUGAAUGUGUACACAGAAUUCUGUAUCUGAUAAACAUUUUGAGUUUAUCAUUGAUUUUUCUACACUUGUUUUGUCAAUGCCCUUGAAAACAUUGUUUGCAUAGUGCAGAUGAAUCCCACAUUAUUGGAGGGAGGGAGGGCCACUUGCAUUACCAGAUGAAGCCCAAGACAUUAUAGCGUUAAACAGUUUUCAAAUGUUCGAAAAUGCUCUGUCAUCUGUAAAUAUAUGCAAUGUAAAUUUCUAAUUUAUCUUUGUAAAAACUCGCCUCCGUAUUUAAAAUACAAGAAGUAAAACAAAAUUUUUUUGUAAUUGCUGUGAAUUUCAUGUAUUUCAAAAUAAAAAUAUUAACAUUU
Molecule: messenger RNA, 3951 nt
Organism: Mobula hypostoma (lesser devil ray)
Lineage: Eukaryota; Metazoa; Chordata; Chondrichthyes; Myliobatiformes; Myliobatidae
Gene: fzd4
Product: frizzled class receptor 4
Exons: 2
Coding region: 361-1947 (528 amino acids)
Biological process (GO): non-canonical Wnt signaling pathway; canonical Wnt signaling pathway; retina vasculature morphogenesis in camera-type eye
Cellular component (GO): plasma membrane
Molecular function (GO): Wnt-protein binding; Wnt receptor activity
Source: RefSeq, a predicted model, not a curated record